Amphiprion ocellaris (clown anemonefish) is the source of this 1940-nucleotide messenger RNA. RefSeq names its product FAM161 centrosomal protein B (gene fam161b). The record is from RefSeq and is a predicted model, not a curated record. Bases 236 to 1882 code for a protein of 548 amino acids. Lineage: Eukaryota; Metazoa; Chordata; Actinopteri; Pomacentridae. The transcript has 9 exons. Gene Ontology annotation, biological process: cilium organization. Gene Ontology annotation, cellular component: cilium.
GCGGCUGUCGGUGCCGCUUCUGUCCACAAACAGUGCUAAUGCUACCGAAACAGACGGCCGACUGCGUUUAAAAGAUGAUUACUUUGCUCCAUUCCAUAAAAAAAAGAACUUUACAGUUAGGCCAGCUCAACAAAUGAGUUGUAGUAGUUGUAGUAUAUCUACUGGGAGUUUGGAGGACGCUUCGGCGACGAGAAAUACUUCCUGAAAGUCGUCUGUUCUCAGAGGUCAGAGAAAUAUGCCAAAGCUGGAGACCUUGGUGGAAGAUAGACUCAGAUCAGAGCAAAUGCUGCAGCUGCACCUCAAGGCCUUGAGAAAGACCCUGAGACAGCAGCUGCAGGAGACACACAGGAGACAGACAGAGGAGCUGGAGAAGAGGAUUCACCUGGAUGCUCUCCUGUCUACAGAUGUAGACAGAGAGUCUGAUGUUCAAAAAACACAUAACCAUCCGACCAAACAUGUAGAAAUGAGGAGAUCCGCCUCUACAUUUGCCAACAAAGAGACCUCCCACAGUCCUAAACAGCCUGAGAGACCUAACACAUCUUCUCCAGCCUGGGUAUCUUCAACAAACAGGAAGCAUUGUUCUGUCAGGACUCAAGAGUGUGAGCGGUUAGUUUUAUCUAAAACAACACAGCUGACCAAAGAGGAGGAGGCUGAGGCUGAGUGUCAGCAGAAGUUCUGUGCCCUCCCUGUCCCCAGCCAUGUUGUUCAGCCCAUCUACCAGGAGAUGAUGGAGCAGAGAGAGAGGGAGAGGAAGCAGAGCCAUGAGCAGAGGAGGCAAUUCUUGCUCUCCAUUCAAAAGCCUUUCCGCUUCCAGGAGAGAGAAAAAGAGAAAAGGGAGAAGCUGGUAGCAAUGUUAAACCAAGACUCACAUGAUCAGAAAAACAGUGUUACUCCUGUUAAAAAACUUCCUCACAAAGACGAGAAGGACUUGCCAGACUCUGAGCUACAAGGCCAGGAGGAAGGUUGCAGAAAAGUCCACGCUCAGACAAAACUGCAGCAGAAGAAUCCCACUUCGACCAGCUCGACAAAACUACGCACUGCUGAGCGCACCAGGAAGGAAAAACUGGGAUUCCUGGAUGAGCAGCCGAGCUUCCAGCCAAAAAUCAUCCAUCAGGUCCCCAACUUCCACAGGUUGCACAAGGCCUUGCAGACAGAGGCGCUGAAGAAGACGCAGAGUAAAGAUGUGACCAGGUGUCAGCCCUUCAACCUCAGGACCUCAGCUCUCCCUGCAAGGCAAAGUAGGAUGAGCCCAGAAACCUCACAGGCACCAAAAAUGAGUAAUCUCAGUCGAAGCAAGUCGCUUGGGGCCUUAAUAUCCAGUGCCACACUCCCCACAUACAUCACAGAUGCUACGAGGAAGCGCAGCAUGGCCAUCAGAAAGUCGAUGGAGUUGAGGGACAUUAAGAAUGAAGAGAGCGCAGACUGGAUGAGGAACCACCAGCUGAGAUCGCAAGCCAUGAAGAAAACAGUAACCCUCCAUGCAAAGCUGCUGGACCCACAUAGAAGCUUGAAAGAAGUGUUUUAUGAAAAACUACAGCACCAUCGGGAGGCUGAUCAACAAAGGAUGAGAGAGUACAUGAGAGAAUUACGGGCAAUGAAAGCUCGAGUUAGUGAACGCCCUUAUUUGUUUGAACAGGCGAAACAGAGGAACGCAAAGGCCCAUGCAGAGCAAACAUACAGGAGCACAUUGAUGAACGCUGGGCUAAAGGAGCAAUUUGUUGAAGAAAAUGGUGAGGCACUCAGAUCUGAGGAUGAUACAGACCUGAAUGACUGCAGCACUGAAAAUGACAUUCAUAGCAGGGAAGAAAAUGUAGACGACGGGGAGAAAAUUGAAGAUGUGGAAGAGAAGAGCGUGAAGUCCAAAGGGGAAGAAAUGCCAUGAUCAAAAAGGUUCAGGCGGCACUGAGUUUUUUGUGGCCUCUCCGCUAGAAAACAACACU